CUCGUUUUUGCAACCCAAAAUUCCCACCAUUUGAAAGCUGAAGUAAUUUGGUCAUGUUUGUUUUACAAAGUCUAUAAUUACCAACCUUUUGGUGUCCGAUCAGAAAAUCGGGAGAACCUUACAACCAGAUCUUUGGACUCUAUAGUGGCUACGUAUCAGAAAUGCAAAGCUCAUCAGACUUGGAAAACCCCAAACAAUGCGAGUUCAAAAUCGGCCAGCGAGUCCAUUGGGCUGGAGACUGCAGGCGAAUCGGCACCGUGAAGUACGUCGGAGAAGUGGAAGGCUAUUCUGGCAACUGGGUCGGCGUUGAAUGGGACAAUCGUGAUGGAAAACAUGAUGGAUCAGUCAAUGGUGUUCGCUAUUUCAAUGCUCAGUUUCCCAAGUCAGCUUCCUUCGCUCGCUCACACAAUUUGAGCACCGGCGUUUCGCUGUUGCAGGCCCUAGAUAUACGAUAUCGAACCAGUUCUACUAAAGAAGAAGAAGAUGAAAUGUAUGUUCUUUCUGCUAGCAACAAACGAGUAAAUGUUCAGCUGUUGGGUAAAGAUAAGAUUGAAGACAAACUGGGUCGAUUCGAGGAGUUGCCGGGUGCAUCAUUGUUUUAUUUAGGGGUUAGUUCUUCUGGGGACCCUUUUCAAAUUAGCAAGACUCUACCAAAUCUAAAGGAGCUUGAUUUAACUGGAAAUCUGCUUUCCGAGUGGCAGGAUGUUGCUGCCAUCUGCAGCGGGUUACCAGCCCUUACAGCCCUUAAUUUGUCAAGCAAUACAAUGUCACAUUCUGUAGUUGGAAUCUCUCACCUGACGAAUCUUCGGAUUUUAGUUCUAAAUAAUACUGCCAUAAAUUGGUCUCAGAUUGAAGAGCUUAAAGAUUCACUGCGAGCCAUCGAAGAGCUGCAUGUAAUGGGAAAUAAGUUGAGGGAGAUAACGACUACAUCAUCCAAUAUUGUACAAGGAUUUGACUCUCUUCGACUUCUUAACUUGGAAGAUAACUAUAUAGCUGAUUGGGGUGAAAUCUUGAAACUUUCACAACUGAAAUGUUUGGAGCAACUUCAUUUGAAUAAAAAUAGCAUAGAACACAUUUGGUACCCUGCUGCAGAUGAACUGCCAUAUAGCUCUGCUUCACCUGACAAGAGCUAUAAGCCUUUCCAAAAAUUGCGCUGCCUACUUAUAGGAGCUAAUAAAAUCGAGGAUGUAGCUUCCAUUGAUGCGCUAAACUCUUAUCCUGGCUUAGUGGAUAUUAGGUGUUCUGAGAAUCCAGCAACUGAUCCCAGGAGAGGUGGGAUUGCAAGAUAUGUUUUGAUUGCUCGUUUGGCCAAAGUUGAAGUAUUGAACGGGAGCGAGAUUACCCCUCGAGAGCGCAAAGACUCUGAGAUUCGGUAUGUACGCCUGGUAAUGUCAAAGCCGCAUCAAAAUUCGGAAGAGAUCAAGAGGCUUCACCCAAGAUUUUCCGAGCUCAAAGCAUUCCAUGGAAUUGAGGAUGAAAGGCCUUCAAAUGGUCCAACAGGCCCUCAGAAAAUGGCUUCUGGACUCAUUGCUAUUACUCUGAAAUGUGUUGGACCAUCGAUUGGUGAAAAGCCUCCGUUAACGAAAAAGCUGCCGGCAACCACCACUGUUGGCAAGCUGAAGACCCUUUGCGAGAGCUUCUUCAAAUUAAAGUCCAUCAAGCCACUAUUAUAUCUUCAAGAAGAGGGAUCCCCGCUGCCUACUUUGCUUGAUGACGACAUGGCAUCUUUGAACGAUGCAGGUGUUUGCACCCAAUCAACCAUUCUGGUUGACGAAGAGAGAUAAAAAUUGACAUUUAGUACAACAUUAGGUCUGGCUUAUCGGCAACUCAAACCUCCACGGUCCACCAUCACAUAAGGUUCUAGAAAAAGAAUCAUCUUGCAGGCUUUUAUAGCGGAUGAAAGCAUAUUGUACUCGAGACGGAAAGCAUGUUCGUGAUAUAAUGUGCCAUCGACAUUUUCCUUCACUUAUUUUACACUGUUCAUCGGACGAAAACAAUUUUGUACUGUUUGGGAUAGAGAUAAAAAGUCCGUAUACCUAUUA
This is a messenger RNA of Cynara cardunculus var. scolymus (artichoke), 2042 nucleotides long. RefSeq names its product tubulin-folding cofactor E. The record is from RefSeq and is a predicted model, not a curated record. The coding region runs from base 162 to 1784 and encodes 540 amino acids. Gene Ontology annotation, molecular function: protein binding. The transcript is spliced from 15 exons. Lineage: Eukaryota; Viridiplantae; Streptophyta; Magnoliopsida; Asterales; Asteraceae.